CACAGAUUGAUCUCAUCUCUCUCCCACGAACACUAUCUCGAGAGAUGAAGGGGGAGAAUUUGAAAAAUUUCAAAUCAUUCUUCGAGUAGAUACGACGUGGACUGCGCCAUUGGCAUCUAAGGACUUACUCAAUGCUGAUAUCGCCCUCAGCACCGACAUCCCCGAUGCCUGCCCGAUACCUACGUGAAUCCCGCCGUGCAACCAUUGGAGCAACGCAAUCAUGGAUCCUAGCCGAUCUUCUUUCUCAUUUCUCCACCGAGUCUCAUUCGCUCGAUCCGUGCACGCUUCAGCUCAUUUUUCCUAGAUGUGGCUUGUUCCCGGUGGGGUUUGAAGGUCCAUGGUGACGCUUAGUACAACAUGACUACGCCUGGACAUAUUUUAAAUGCGCUCUUCUCCCCCGUCGGUUUCCUGCUUUCUUUUCUGUCUUCAGUGUUAGCUAUCUUGAUACCCUCUAGUGUUUAAUUGACUCGCUUCCUUUGUUUCCCUUUUCUCUUUUUUCUAUCCUGCAGCGGAACAAAUAACUUAUAUUCACAAUGGUCAAGGCUCUUUCUUUCAUCGUCUUGGCGGCUGCUGCCGUUCUGCCUGCCUCUGCUAUCAAUGCCGAUAAUGCGGGUACCUGUGCUCAAAUGUGCACCAACAACAUGAACAACAAGGCCUCCGAGUUGGGUUGCAACCCUGGUGACCACGCCUGUCUUUGCACGAAGCCCGACUACCAGUACGGAAUCCGUGACUGCACCAACGAGGCCUGUCCUGGCGAGGACGCUGCUCAGGCUGUCGCCAGUGCCCUCCAGGGUUGCCCUACUACUUUCCCUGCUGGGGGCUCUGCUACGGCCACCGCUACAGGCACCGGCGCUGAUACUACCGUCGCUUCUGUCAGUGCCACGGCUACCGGCACCGAUGCUGGCUCUGGAUCUGGUACCGCUACCGGCACUGGACUCACUACCCUGACCGGUACUGGUGCCACUGGCACGGAUUCUGGCGCUGCCUCUGCAACUGGCACUGGAUCUGCAUCUGGCACUGGAUCUGCAUCUGGCACUGGAUCUGCAUCUGGCACUGGAUCUGCAUCUGGCAGUGGCAGCACCAGCACCAGCACGGGCGCUGGCGCUGGCGCAGGAGCGACCACUAUUGGUACUGGCGCUACCACCUUCGUUACCUCUGGCACCUCUGGCUCUGGUUCCGAUGCGACCUCGACGGGAGCAGGAUCUGGCUCCGGCUCCGGCGCUAGCACAACCUCUGGCUCUGACUCUGGCUCUGGAUCAGGAGAAUCCAGCUCUACUGCCACGGACGCCGGUUCUGGCGCCGCAACCUCGACUUCCUCUCACGACGCCGCAUACCCUGCUGCUACUCUUGCUGGCGGCGCUAUUGGCGCUGGUGUCAUCGGACUUGCCGCUCUCAUGCUGUAAUGAGGGGAACAGACAUCGACAUGUCUGUGCGGCUUGGAAGGAGACUGGAUGUGGUCCAGUUGUAUGUAUGAGUAUGAACCUUCAUAUGGAUAAUUAACGAUACGGCGUCAUUGUAUUGAUCGAUUGGGAGGCUGUACUGCCGCGCGA
Messenger RNA from Monascus purpureus, 1550 nucleotides. The record is from the annotation of a GenBank genome assembly. NCBI's taxonomy places the organism in Eukaryota, Fungi, Ascomycota, Eurotiomycetes, Eurotiales, Aspergillaceae.